Molecule: messenger RNA, 3137 nt
Organism: Odontomachus brunneus
Lineage: Eukaryota; Metazoa; Arthropoda; Insecta; Hymenoptera; Formicidae
Gene: Art3
Product: protein arginine N-methyltransferase 3
Exons: 8
Coding region: 288-1862 (524 amino acids)
Biological process (GO): peptidyl-arginine methylation
Cellular component (GO): nucleus
Molecular function (GO): protein-arginine N-methyltransferase activity
Source: RefSeq, a predicted model, not a curated record
GAAAAAACGUCUUAUCUUACAUACAUAUAUCGUGAUUAUAAAGCUCCUAUUGGAUCUCGGCGUCGUAUAUCGGACAUCGACGCAGUGUAAAUCUUUCAUUAUAAGGUCUCUAGUUUUUCCCAUCGUUUAACCGGUUUUCAUUGACCCGAUAUUUCCGCAAUGCAUAAAGUAUGAACUUGGCAUGAGGCGAGGAAAGCGUCAGUCGUCGACACGUGCUCGAACCGCACGAUAAGAUUUGCAGCUGUUCUGUUUUUGUGGUUAGCAUCGUUAAGAAAGCGAAGCUUGCCAUGGCAAAAUUAGGAUAUGACAUAUACAAUGAUAUAAGUGAUAAUGAUAGUGGAGAUGAUUGGGAAGAGAAUGGUGAAGACGACUACAACAUUCCGUGUCUGUUUUGUACAGAAACCAUUAAUGGGUUUUCUACCGCACUGCACCAUAUCGAAACUUUCCACAAAUUUAACUUGUGCAAUUUUAUAAGGAAACAUGUUCAUGAUACUUAUACAUAUAUCAAGUUAAUUAACUUCAUUCGAUGUAAGGAGAUUUUACCUGAACAAUUAAGUACACUGAGUAUAGAAACUUGGGACAAAGAAGAAUAUUUGCAUCCUGUCAUAGAGAAUGAUCCAUGGUUAAUGUAUGAUAUAGAAGAUCUCAUCAAUAUUAAGGAUAUAAGUGAGGAGAGAGGAGCAAAGCAAAUACAUUCAAAUGGCAGCAAUGACAGUGUUACUUUACCAGAGGUACAAUAUGAAGAUAUGAAGAAAACAAUACGGUCUCUCACAUCUCAGCUGAAGGAAAGUGAAACAAUGUGUUUCUUGGUGAAACAGCAAAUGGAAGAGAUGAGAGAAAAAGCACAAAAAUUGAUAUUAGGUGAUGAUUUAGAAGGAAAAGAGAAGAGCACUCUAGUCAGCGCCCACAAUCCCAAUGUUGAUGAAGGAUAUUUUAAUACAUACAGUCACUUUGCGAUACAUCAUGAAAUGUUGACAGAUAAAAUACGGACAGAAAGCUAUCGUGAUGCCUUGUUGACAAAUUCUAAUAGAUUUCACAAUUGUGUAAUGCUGGACGUCGGUUGUGGGACUGGUAUUCUGUCCAUGUUCGCGGCAAAGUCUGGUUGCCGUAAAGUUAUCAGUGUUGAUCAGUCCGACGUGAUAUAUCAUGCUAUGGAUAUAAUAAGGGAAAAUAAUCUUAGUGACAUAAUCACUUUAAAAAAGGGUCGUCUGGAAGAUAUUAGUAUCGGAGAAGAAAAAGUAGACGCGAUAAUAUCUGAGUGGAUGGGGUAUUUUCUCCUAUUCGAGGGAAUGUUAGAUACCGUCAUUUAUGCUAGGGACCAUUAUUUGGCGCCUGGUGGAGCAAUACUUCCAAACAGAUGUGCAAUUAGUAUCGUAGGAAGCGGUGACACCAAAAGGUAUAUCGAUCUAGUUGAUUAUUGGACGAAUGUUUACGGCUUCAAAAUGAGCUGUAUGAAAGCGGAAGUAGUGCGCGAACCCAGUAUAGAAAUCUGCAACGUCGACGAUAUAAUAACAAGCACCGCUGAGAUUCAAGUAUUCGACUUGUAUAGUGUCACUACAGACUGCGUCAAUUUCUCGUCUCCCUUCACGUUGAACGUGAAAAAGACGGGAUCGUUAACCGCGAUAGUCGGCUAUUUUGACAUUUUCUUUGAUCUAGAGAAUCCGGUACAUUUCAGUACGGGCCCUCAUUCUACGCCAACGCAUUGGAAACAGACGGUAUUUUCUUUGAGCGAGCCCAUUAGCAUAACCGAAGGUGAAGUUCUAACCGGCACAUUGGUUUGUCGGAGACACAUUAAAGAUAUUCGGGGCUUAAUCGUCACGAUCCACAUAAAAAAUUUCAGUCAGAUUUAUUAUCUGAAUUAAACGCGCUUUGAAUGAACCCAUUUCGAGAUAUGCACGAAUAAUAGCCGAAUGUGCCAAAUUCAAAAAUAGGGUCCAGAUAUCGAGUUACGAAGUUCUUUGACUUUCGUUAGACGUUAUCGUGCGAAAAACACGUUGCCGACGAACGUGAUCAAGCUUUUACAGCUUUCCUCAUAUAGAAUAUGAGACUUCCCAAAAUAUAGAAUUUACAAUCUCCGUCUUACUUAAAUGGAGAUGCAACUUUCACAUCUUUGAAAUUCCAGCUUCUCUUUUUUAUGCUGGAAGCAUACAUAUAAAAGCCAUUUUUAAUAGUACAUAUCGCAGCAUAAUUGUUAGUAUAUACACCCACAUUUUAUGCCUUUCUUUCAUCGACAGCGAGUCAUAGAGUACGAUAGCUUCUUUUGAAUUCGCGAGUGACAAUUACGAGCAAAUAAUUGCGAAAUAAUCGUUGAUCUAGUAGCUAUUUGUACAUUUGUGCCUUUUUAAUAGUAGCGCAUCUUUAAACCGAUUAUACACUUGUAAUUUAAAAUUUAGGGGUUUUUCGCAUAGGCUAUAGAAUUUUGAUCUCAUAGUUGACAAUUUUUGAUGUAAAAACACUUGAAGCCACGAUAAAAUGAGAAAAACCCGCAGAGCUUAACAUACAGACAACGAUACAUAUAGGGUUCGCUCAAGUCCAAUUUUUAAUUAGAUCGUCCUAAGAGAUAUAUUCAGUAAUCUAUACGAUAUUCUUCGAAAUUUUCCAGUUUCGCUUCUAGAACAAUUUUUCUCUGAUCAAGUUUCAUUGAUUCCAUCUCCUUGGCGGAACAAUGCCAACAGAUACACUUAAAUCGUCCGAUUUUACUAUUAUAUACGAUUUCUCCUGCCACUCUCUUCUUGCAUGUGAUAUACGUAUGUACAAGGACGCGCACCGAAUUACCGAAUAAUAGAGAUUGUUCGUGCUACCGAAUUAUAAAACCGCAACCAAACAACUAAAUGCGAAUUCUGUGAUACGAGAGAAUUAGCUACAUAGAGUGUUCAUCGAAGAGCGACUUUACACAGAUAACAUCCUUCGCAUUUGUCUACGGGGAUGUGAUGUGGAGUAACGCUUAUUUUGCUUCGUAUAUACGUAUACAUUCAUACAUACAUAAGUACAUACAAUCUCUUACGUAAUAUAAAAUAGUGAAUUUUAAUCCGUAACCCGCAUGUGAUUAUAAAUAAUUACAGAUUAUCAAUAAUAAUAUGGACAUCGAUGAUCUUUUGAAAUGUAUGCAGAUCGAAAUAAAUCUUUAGAAACUUACA